AACUAAUCGGGAAAGCACGUCGCCAUGCCCGCGGCAAAAUGCAGCCGCUUGCUCGUCUGACUCUGCAAAAAGUGUUCUAGAUUCCGCUGGACUCAACAAAUUUCAGCGGAUUCAAAUUCGUUAUUAAACCUUCUCUAGAGAAUUCCAUUCCUAUAAAAAUUACCCUGUACCUGGUCAGGAAUGUAGCGGUAUAACAAACAGGGCCCAUUAAUUUCAUCAGCCUUCACACUGCAUUUUCUCCUCAUCUGACAUACAAAUCUCCUAUUUCCUCGUCUUUCCUUACACGUUGCGUAUUUAACGAGUCUUCGCACUAAGAUUAUUCUUGACGCGUUUUAAGCGGAUGAGGUUUAAAUAUUGGUUGUAGGGGGGAAAGAGAGGCUGGAUGUGGAUGAGGAUGUGGUGUGAUGUGGCCUGACAAGAUUAUUGCAGCAAAGUUGGCAUUGUGGGCUUAUUCUUCAUUUUUUUAAGCUCUAUUCUUUUGGGGGAAGGAAGGCUUAUUUUGUGAGAUCUCUAUUUGUCAUCGAAGAAAAUAAUUGGUAUUAGCCAUGAAUGCUUUGGCUGCAACAAGUCGCAAUUUUAAAAGGGCAGCGACACUACUGGGUCUAGACUCCAAACUUGAACGAAGUUUGCUUAUCCCAUUCCGCGAAGUUAAGGUUGAAUGUACCAUUCCAAAAGAUGAUGGCACACUAGUAUCCUAUGUGGGCUUUAGAGUGCAGCAUGACAAUGCUCGAGGACCCAUGAAGGGUGGAAUACGCUAUCAUCCAGAGGUUGAUCCGGACGAGGUAAAUGCUUUAGCACAAUUGAUGACAUGGAAAACUGCUGUGGCAAAUAUUCCAUAUGGAGGUGCAAAAGGUGGUAUUGGAUGCAAUCCAUCGAGUUUAUCAAACAGCGAGUUAGAGCGUCUUACCCGUGUCUUUACUCAAAAGAUUCAUGAUUUGAUUGGAAUCCAUACAGAUGUUCCAGCUCCUGACAUGGGAACUAACUCUCAGACAAUGGCAUGGAUUUUAGAUGAAUAUUCAAAGUUUCAUGGCCAUUCUCCUGCAAUUGUUACUGGAAAACCUCUUGAUCUUGGUGGAUCCCUUGGAAGGGAAGCUGCAACUGGAAGAGGUGUAAUCUUUGCAACAGAAGCCUUGUUAGCUGAAUAUGGAAUGUCCAUUCAGGGCUUAUCUGUUGUUAUCCAAGGCUUUGGAAAUGUGGGUUCAUGGGCAGCUCAACUCAUCCAUGAGAAAGGAGGAAAGGUUAUAGCUGUAGGUGAUGUCACAGGAGCAAUAAAGAACGAAAGUGGCCUCGACAUCCCUAGUUUGAUAAGACAUAAAAUUCGAAAUGCCAGUAUCAAAGGAUUUGAAGGGGCAAAUGAAAUUGACCCCAAAACAUUGUUACUUGAAGAAUGCGAUGUACUGAUUCCUGCUGCACUUGGGGGUGUUCUUAACAGGGAAAAUGCUAGUGAAGUGAAGGCUAAAUUCAUAAUUGAGGCAGCAAAUCAUCCUACAGACCCUGAAGCUGAUGAGAUUUUAUCAAAGAAAGGAGUAAUUAUAUUGCCAGACAUAUAUGCAAAUGCUGGGGGUGUAACUGUUAGCUAUUUUGAGUGGGUUCAGAAUAUUCAAGGUUUCAUGUGGGAUGAAGAAAAGGUAAAUCUGGAGUUGCAGAAAUAUAUGACUAGUGCGUUUAAGAAUAUCAAGGACAUGUGUAAGGUACAUAAUUGUGACCUUCGCAUGGGAGCAUUCACUCUUGGAGUAAACCGCGUGGCUCGGGCCACCCUCUUAAGAGGUUGGGAGGCAUAAAAGUAGGUUUUCUGUUUAUUCAUUCAUUUUGAUUUAUGGUAUCCACCCAAAUGGUUGGCUGCCAAUGCAGCAGGGAAAUUCUCCCAUUAGUCAUUCGAAUUUUUUAGUAUUGAUUUCAUGAUGUCAUUCGAUUGGGAGACUUGUUCUUUUCAUUCAUUUCGAUGAAUUUAAUUGAAUUCGUACGAUACAUUGCAAUGAGGAAUUCAUUAUGCUAAAUUUUUUC
This is a messenger RNA of Cryptomeria japonica (Japanese cedar), 2004 nucleotides long. RefSeq names its product glutamate dehydrogenase 2. Gene Ontology annotation, biological process: L-glutamate catabolic process. Gene Ontology annotation, molecular function: L-glutamate dehydrogenase (NAD+) activity. Gene Ontology annotation, cellular component: mitochondrion. The transcript has 11 exons. The record is from RefSeq and is a predicted model, not a curated record. NCBI's taxonomy places the organism in Eukaryota, Viridiplantae, Streptophyta, Pinopsida, Cupressales, Cupressaceae. The coding region runs from base 546 to 1781 and encodes 411 amino acids.